Molecule: messenger RNA, 1830 nt
Organism: Jaminaea rosea
Lineage: Eukaryota; Fungi; Basidiomycota; Exobasidiomycetes; Microstromatales
Exons: 1
Coding region: 1-1830 (609 amino acids)
Source: RefSeq, a predicted model, not a curated record
AUGCACCAGGCGUUUGACAAUCACCUACAGUACUACUCGCACCACCACCAACGAGAUCCAGCACCGUCACCAAAGAUUCAGGCACCUCUGUCACCGCGCUCGGCCUUGCGCUCGCUGCAAGAGCCUUCCUCGCCGAGCCACCACGAGAGCUCACGCGAGCGAAAGCAUGGCCGUCAGCGCCCAAGCUUCGGAAGCGGCGGUGCGCCCAUGCCAGCUCUACCGCUACCACCGCGCAAGUCGUCGCUGAUCGCUAGUCGACAUUUACCGCUGCCGAGUCAGCCGGUGCUCGAGGACGGCCGCUUCUUCGCAGGAUCUCCAGCCUCUUCACCGAGUCUCUUUGACAAUUCUGCCUCCUCCUCUGAACACUCAUCACCUGCCAUUGCACCUCACGGCAAGCUGCCAUACACCGCCCCGCGAGCUAGCUAUGGUGGACCUCAUCUUCAGCACAACGCCUCUUUGACCCCGUCCCUGCCUCAUCGACACUCCUACUCAUCACUCAGCACUCGUUCUGUCCCAUCAGUCUCGGAUGGAUCUUCUGGCUUCUCGAUACCCGUCUCUACACCGGACGAACACGGCCACCUGGCUCACGCUCCAAUGGCAGUCUAUCAUUCGCGAGCACCCUCUCCGCUGGACCGUCAACAUCGAGACGACAACCCCUUUGCGUACUCUGUCGACUUCGUUGAACCCUCUUCGCGCUCUUCCGUCUCUUCGUCGCGCUCGUCCCUGCCUUACAUUGAGCCAUCGCAGGGUCAGCGACAACGCUACGGCAGCGUCGCUGCCUCUCACCAAUGGCCUCGCUCGCCUUUCCAUUCGGCCAGCUCGCCUAAACGUGCGCAUCAUCAACAAACACCGCUUCCGCCGCCAUCGACAGUGCGCCAACAACGACCAGCUCGAUCUGUUGAUGACUAUCUUUCGGCGCAGCCUGGAGUUUCGGCUACCAAGCUUCCGCCUCCUCGCCCUAGCCUGCCGUCGGAUACUUCUGCCCUCGACGGCCGAGUGGUGGUGCCGAUGAAGCACUCCUCCUCCUCGAUGUCGCAUCGCAGCAGUCUGCCCUCUCUGGCUUCGUCAGAAGAGCGAGGCUCCUCUGCGAUGUCCAUCCACCGUCUCUCGCACCCCUCACCCACCUCAACGAGCCCUCGCGGUAGCAAUGCCGUUCCGCGAGACACCGAUAUGAGCAGCAUCGACGCCCCCUCAAAGCGUCCACGCGGCUACACGGCCACGAUGCCCUCUGGCGUACCAGUCAGCCGCAUACUUGAGGCGCAAAGGCGCUCCAGGUCGGCGGAGCGACCCAAGGCGACGGCCAUGCAGCGACGCUCUCCGCCCUCUUCUGCGUCUCCUUGGUCAUCUACCGCCUCGUCGACGGCCUCUUCGCCCUUGGCGUCCAGAAAGCCCGACCAUGCGGAGGUGAUGGCCAAGCUGAACCGCAAGAUGAAAGAGAGGAUUGCUGCGAAGAAAGUCAGUGCUACGGCAACCGCCGCUUCUGCGAGUGGGCUCGCGGCUGCGGCUGCCGUGGUCGGAGGAGCGGCUGCUGGAGGAGCAGCGGGCCUUGCCUCCUCAUCUGCCUCCUCGUCAGCAAUGCCGUCCCCCUCCUUCUCUCUCCGAAAGUAUCGUGGAGACAGCGUAGCAUCCUCUGUACCGUCCACGCCGGCCACCUCAUCGGCUGCGGCCGUUCCAGGCGAACGAGUACCUUCAGCAAGGCCGGGAUCUCCCUCAUUCGAAGAGGACCUCGCCGCUCCGCCUCCAAGGAGCAACCCAAUCGGCAUCGAGUCACUCCUUUCUGCUGCGGCUAUCAAUGACGGAGCGCAUGGCGGGGCAUCCAUGCCUCACUGA